AUGGUACAUUAUAAAUUUAUAAUUAUAAAAUAAAUAUUAAAUUUGUAAAAAUAAAAUUUUGAUCUUAAUCCAAAAGUUUUAAGUUUUGAACCAAAUUUGUAAAUAUUUGAUUUAAAUUUUAAAGAUAACAAAACAUAAAAAAAUAAAUAAAUAAAAAAAAUUCAUACAUCAAUACUUUAAAUAGUUUCCUAUAUUUUUAAAAGGUUAAAUAGUUUGCUAUAUAAGCAUUUAUCAUUAUUUGAUAAGAUGUGUUUUUUAACAAAAAAAAUCAUAGUUAAUGAAAUAAUUAGUUCAAUAAUAACCAAUUCUAUAAAAAGUGAUAUCAAAAAUAAUAAUAAAAACUCAUUUGAAUCGCUCGAAGUUUUACCACUGGACACUGAUAAUAUUAAGUAAAAAUAAACCAAAGAUAUUAUUAAUUAGGAACCCAUAGAAAUAAAUUUUCCUAUUAAACCUUUUUUAAAAGUGUAUGCAAUUAGGGAGGAGGUUACUUUUAAUACUAUGCUGUUAAUCAAAGCAAUUAUUAUCUGUUAAUCUAACAUCAUAUAACCAUAGAACAAUAUAGAAAUAGUUAGAGUGUGGAUAGUUUUAAUAUAAAAAAGAGUGAAUCUUAUUGGUCUUGAAAUAUCAUUUAGUGAGAGAUAAAAAAUGCUAAAAAAUUAAUGA
Tetrahymena thermophila SB210 is the source of this 663-nucleotide messenger RNA. RefSeq lists its product as hypothetical. NCBI's taxonomy places the organism in Eukaryota, Ciliophora, Oligohymenophorea, Hymenostomatida, Tetrahymenidae. The transcript is spliced from 2 exons. The record is from RefSeq and is a predicted model, not a curated record.